This is a messenger RNA of Physella acuta, 3195 nucleotides long. RefSeq lists its product as uncharacterized. The record is from RefSeq and is a predicted model, not a curated record. NCBI's taxonomy places the organism in Eukaryota, Metazoa, Mollusca, Gastropoda, Physidae.
UUUGCUCGGCUGUGUCAUUAGGCUCAAUUUAAACGAACUUAAUUAAUUAACAUUAACUACAACCAACCUGCCUGUUUGACUCAAAUAAAGCUGCACGUGAUCUCACGUGAUUAAGUGGUCAGACAAUCCUGACCACAAUGUGACUGGUCAAGUCAUUAAUUUGACUUUUAAAUAAUAAGCCUAACUGGAAAAAAACAUGAUUUUAUCAAGAAAGAAAAGUUGAUAUUGUGUUCAUAUUUAUUGAGGAUUUAAAUCUGCCACUGAUGGAUUGUAUUUGCCUGAAAGGUAAGCGGCGCAAGAGUAAGGAGGUGAGGAAGGUGCACCCCCCUACCCCAGGGGGCACGGCGUCACACAGCUCCAUGCAGAAUGGCGUACUGCCUAAGGUCACCAGUUCGGGACUGUGGAUGGACAAGCCUGGUAUCUACACUACCUCCCCGUCCCCGGCCUACUAUGUGGACCACAAUAACAGGGACAUGAACCACAAGAGAGACGCCCCGCUCCACCUUCAGAGGGCCACGUCGGAAAUGAGAAUACCCCAUCCGAGUGUUACCUACUACCCUCCCCGACCAAUGUACUUCAUGCCGGGACCUCAGCGUAUCUACCACAGCCAACAACUGCAGCCAAAUUACUACAACCUGCCCCCAAUGGGGGUGGAGUCACUCGAUGUCUACCAUUCCAACUCUAAAAGUAGCCUCAACGGCGGUCCCAUGAGAUCCAAGGUGUCCGAGAGCAAGCACUCGCCCUACUACUACAACGACAACGUCAAACUCACCAACCGCGUGGAGCGAUCCCAGAGCGACGUCCACCGGUUCGUCCACAGCAGCAGCAGCAGCCGGCAGCCGGCUAAACACGACACCGGCUCCUCUCAGGGCAACCAGAGCCAGACCUCCUCCAAAGACAGGUCUAACUCCCAGAAGUCCCUCAUCAGCAAUGAUAAACAGACCGGGGUUAAAGGUCGUCAGGUUGAAGAGGUCAAUGGAUCGUAUAUCAACAAAGGCUUCUCGCCUGAAGCCGGGAUCUCCAGAAACUCCUCAACCAAAGACCACGCCCCGUCAAGCGUCAUCGCCCUACCCAAGGGCCCGCUCGGGAUGGUUUCGACCUACGUCUCAAAGAACGACAUCAACGAAGGUUCGGCCACCGACAGCAUCAAGCUGCUGGCUAAAAACAAAACCGACGACCAGAAGACAUUCUCGCCCUUCUCGCUGAAAGACGCGCCGAAAGACGAUUUCCCUGACCUGACCGAAGUUGAAAACGACCUCGACUUCCAACGCUACAAUUACCAAGGCAGCGUCUACACCAAGCCCACCAAAUCAGCGCUGAUUAUAGAAGACAACGAAUCCUCGGGGAAUCCCACGCUGAAACGCAUGAACGAUAUGGUGCUGGAGAAACUCCGCCCCAACAACCCUCUGCCUCCCAACGCCACCACGCAUGUCACUACGACAACGUCCUACGAAAACGGCAUCUACCAAGAAAUAAAAACGGUCACGAAAACGACAAAAUCUGAGGUUAUAGAAACAGUGGUCGAAGACGAAAUCGAUACGAAAGAAAUCAACGUCUUCAAGGACAUUGUCGAUAACCUAGUCCUGCCUGAUAUUUCUGAUGUGGUGGACAAAAACACAGGAUCGAAACCAUCCAAGCCGCCCGGUAUCCCACACAGUGUUCACCACCACGCCUUGAGCAGCGUGAAGGAAGAGGUGGCGACGCCGUCUAGUCUCAGCAUUACGAAUGACUCUGAUGUUGUCAAUCAUGUGGCGGAGGGCGUCGAUCACGAUGCUCUGGUGGACGAUGUAACGACAGCAGGUAAAAUCACAGACACGGCUUUCGAGUUUUUAGACAACUACUUGAGUGAGGAUGACGGAGGGGAGUCGGUGGUUGACCACGGGCCGUACUCGUCACAUGUGUCACACGUUGAAGGUAUGGUGAAUUGAAAACAAGCCCCUUGUGGGAACUCAUCAUUGGAACCUCACUGUUUGAUGCCAGUGUCAACUAGUGAAGGGAGAUAAUUUCGGCCCUGAGAGGGCAGCUGUUUAUGCAAAUUGACGUUGUGAGCCUGCGCACUGUGAUAGCAAAAUGUUGCCUACCGAAGGGAACAAACUCCUGCGACACUUUGUCUGAUGAUGCACCGUGAAAGUGAUAAAUAUAUAAAAUAAUCACUAGCCUUUAUUAACCCAAGGGCCAAGCUAAAGGGCGAUAACAACUUAUUUGUUAUGAACUAUUUGAUUCAGAACAAGUUGAGUGGACUCCCUUGUUGAAAGAAAAACUUAUUUCCAUACAUUAAAUGAUAUUUUUACCUUUUAUCAAACAUUUUAUAUAAAUAUUUAAACAUCGACGUUCCUAUACUCGACCAUAGUUCAGAUUUUAAUAUAGAAUUAAUUAAACCCAAAAGCAUUAUUAAUUAAAUUGUCUGUUGUUAUAAUACUAUUUAUUUUAUGUUUUACUAUUAGGUUAUGUGUGUAAGGUUGAUAAUAUUACACAAAGACUUCUUUUUAUAGUCUCACAUUGUGUACUUUGUUAUAGUUACACAUAAUGUUAGCCUUUCUUGUGGUUUGUAAGAAAGUCUAAUGCAAGAAAUAUAAACUCGUGCCUUCACACAUUACUAUUAAUGAAUCUAUGAACUCAUAAACAUAUUUUAAUGAACCUAUGAACUCAUAAACAUAUUUUAAUGAACCUAUGAACUCAUUAAUAUAUUUCCUCAUUAAAAGUCAACACUGAUAUUAAUCUUCAUUUUUCACAUGUGUCAAUGUUUAUAUUUAAAUGAUUACUUCACUGAUGUAUUAACAUGUGUUUCGAAUAUUACUGAAUUUAUAAGCAAGUUUGACUUAAUAGAAUAUUGUAAAUAUUGUUCAUGCCAUUUACUUUCAACAUGUAAGCAAUGUGUGUUAUUUAAGUGUCUACUUAUUCUAUUGUCUUCCUAGAUCAAGCAUUUAGUGUUUGUACUGUGCACUUCAUAUAUAUAUAUAAGUAUAUAUAUAUAUAUAUGUAUAUAUAUAUAUAUAUAUAUAUAUAUAUAUAUAUAUAUAUAUAUAUAUAUAUGAUGGUUGUUAGAACGUUAAGUUUUCGCUGUACAAUAGCUGUACAUAUUGUAAGACAGCUGUUGUUUAUGGGUUCUUAGAAGAUAGGAAGGGUCCUAACCCCAUCCCUUCCCCAACAUUCCAACCUACGUGAUAUACAUAUAUAAUUUAUAUAAUUAUAUAU